Contarinia nasturtii (swede midge) is the source of this 1005-nucleotide messenger RNA. RefSeq lists its product as uncharacterized. Bases 110 to 940 code for a protein of 276 amino acids. NCBI's taxonomy places the organism in Eukaryota, Metazoa, Arthropoda, Insecta, Diptera, Cecidomyiidae. The record is from RefSeq and is a predicted model, not a curated record. The transcript has 4 exons.
AAUGUAUAAUUAAAACACGUAAAAAAACCAAAAUAAAAAAUAGUUUCGCAUAUUUAGAAAAAAAAAACAGUUUUUGAAGUCAGAAAAAUAUAUUUUGAGCAGCAUAAUAAUGCGUGAAAGACGUAGAAGUGUUGUUGUUAACAAAUUUUACGAAAAAACUGUUAAAGUUAUCAAGAUCCGUUAUUCUUCCGAAGAAAAUGAAACUAAUAAAUCAAGUGGACCAUUGCCGAAUUUUAGUGAAUUAUUUAAAAAAACAAGCAAUGUAACUCAUUUGUCUUCGUCAUAUGACGUUCUCAAUCAAUAUCAACUAAAUUUACCCAAUAUCCAAAGUGAACCAAUGACUAGUGCACAAAUUUAUGCGAACGAUAAAACAUCAGCCAUUCCAACAACAACAAUAGCACAAGAUGUUUCAAAUUUUGCUAGUAUGCACAAUCAAUGCAUGACAAUCGAUGGAAAUAAUUCAACUCAUGCGACAACUUCCAAUCAAAUUUCAAAUGUUUAUACACAUUAUUCAGCCAUUCCAACAACAACAGUAGCAAAAGAUAUUCCAAAUGUUGCUAGCACAUCUUACAAUAUGAACAAUCAAUGCAUGCCAAUUUUUGGAAAUAAUUCAACUCAAGCGACAACUUCCAAUCAAACUCAAACGACAAGUGUUGGUGCACCAUAUUAUUCGGGAACAAACACGUCAUCAGCCAUUCCAAACAGAUCGAAAAUAAGAGAAGAAGCUUUGAAGACUGUUCGCACAUCUGGCCCGAUAUCAAAAAAAGCAUGCGUUUUGCUGCAACUGCAUUCGAUUGAAGAAGAAAGAAAACUUUUAUAUCAUACACUUUCUUUAAACCCACCAAAGUACUUUUCAACUCUGAAUUUAAGAUUAAAAGAACUUGACGAGAAGGAAAAAUUGCUAUUCAAAAGUAUUACAAAAAAAAUCAAGACGGACUGAGUACAUUCACAAACUAAUGACUAUUUCGAUUUUUGCGAAAAAAUAAAUAAUUUUGUACGAGUAUU